AUGCAUUUGCCCCAAGGAGCAUUAAGCUUUCUGUUCAUCACUUGCAUGAUGUUCGCACUGGCAGGCGGCCAUCCAUCAAGCGACAAGCUGAAGAUCCGAAUACACGUGCCGGUGAAGCAUCACACACAUGUGCACACAAAGACGGUCAUUAAGAAGGUACCAUUGCCCAUUCCGGUGCCGGUCAAGGAGCACCACCACGAGCCGAAGAAGCACCACAGCAGCCGCAGCCACCACCAUCACCAUCACAACCACCAGGAGGACGAGCUGGACGAUGACUUUGAGGGCUAUGAGUAUCCCAUCAAAGCCAAGCGGCGUACGCGGCAUCCCUUUGUCUGA
Messenger RNA from Drosophila serrata, 336 nucleotides. RefSeq lists its product as uncharacterized. Lineage: Eukaryota; Metazoa; Arthropoda; Insecta; Diptera; Drosophilidae. The record is from RefSeq and is a predicted model, not a curated record.